CGCGGCGCUUCCGCCACAACCGCGCAUGAGCGCGUCGUGCCGAGGAGCACGUAUCCGGAACCCGACAAUGCACAGUUUCCCUCUAUAAAGAGGCCCAGAUAACCAUCGCGUCCCAAUCCCACCGCCAUCCACCCACACAUCCAGCACACCGCUCAGUCUCUCACCGAGACCGCCAUGGCUCCCACUGAAUUCUCGCUGCGCCUCCAGCACGGCAUCACCGGAGGCUUCGCGCCUCCCACCCCCAGCGCGAUCUACACCAUCACCGGGACACCCUCCCAGCCCGCCUGGAACAUCACCGCCGCCGUGCGCCCCGACGGCACGCCCUCCCUGUCCGACGAGGAGCGCAAGACGCUCUCCGCGACCGACGCGGGGGCGACCACGCUCGUCGGCGAGCUGCACGGGAUCCUCAAGUCGAUCCCGACGGAGCAGCCGCCCGGGAGCGAGGACAUCUACGGGCUGGACACGAGCAUCGCGUUCGGGAGCGACGACCUCAUGUGGAUGAACGGCGGGCCUGCGGGGUGCGGGACGGGCAGGAGCACGGUGCAGGCGACGGAGGAGGACAAGGCGAAGUUCAAGCGGGCGGUGAAGAUCGUGCAGGAGCUCCUUGAGAAGGCGGCGUGAGGCCCCUGAGUGGCGAGGAAUGAAUCUACACUCCCAGCACAUCGAGCACACAGACUGAGGCGCGAGUAGUGUCCGUGUCUAAUCUUCCGCGCCUUGCUUCUCUGGCUGGACAGCAGAGGCGACUGCGCUGCCACCGACAACCGCACCUCCUUCUUUCACCAAGCUCUCCCUGGCUUCCGCCAGCGUCUUCUCUCGCUCGGCGAGCACGGACUUGUGAGAAGCGACAGCAGAAUGGAGAGAGGCAUACAGGGACAGCUUUUCUCUUUGCAGAAAUAUCAGCUAUAGCACUCGAGCAGACAAAUCCGAGACAGCGGCCUAGAAACG
Molecule: messenger RNA, 945 nt
Organism: Rhodofomes roseus
Lineage: Eukaryota; Fungi; Basidiomycota; Agaricomycetes; Polyporales; Fomitopsidaceae
Exons: 3
Coding region: 175-621 (148 amino acids)
Source: RefSeq, a predicted model, not a curated record